Messenger RNA from Phaedon cochleariae (mustard beetle), 3795 nucleotides. The record is from the annotation of a GenBank genome assembly. Lineage: Eukaryota; Metazoa; Arthropoda; Insecta; Coleoptera; Chrysomelidae.
UUACGUUGUCCUACUCCUACACACACUCUACACUUCAAGAUUUUUCCAAAAAUUCACAAUUUGCCGACAGAAAAAAAAAUAAAAUUCAAUAUCUAAUGAAUAACUGAGUAGGAACUAUGAGUGUUACACCAAAAUUAGAUGAUCUGAUUCAAUCAGUUACACUAUAUACUCGUAUACCUUCUCUACUUCACUUGUACUGCUUACCAUUCCUAGUUAUUUAUUCAGCAUGGCUGUACUUGUGGUUAGGAAUUUAUGGUUUUUAUGAAUAUUAUGAAGGGGGUUUCCUCGGACUAGCUGCUAUAGGAUGUCUUCAGAUACUAUGCAGUCUGGCAUGUUAUUGGUCUGUUCAUGUUAAUUGUUGGUUUUCUUGUAUAAGGGAAAGAGAUCCCUUGAAAGCCACAGUUGUUAAAGUUAUACCUACACCUAACAAUGGAAGUUCAGAGCUUGUUUGGCUUAGAAAUACCAAGAAUGAAAGGGGUACUGCAAUUUGGUUCAUCUUCCAAAAAACGAAGUACAUAUGGGACUCGGACAAAAAAACGUUCAGAGGCCUGGAAUUCCCCAUCAACAAAACCUUCGCGGAAUACAUGUCCUGCAAAGGAUUCCAAGAGGAGUUGGACGUGAAAGAAGCCGACCAGCUCUACGGCAAAAACGACCUCGACAUGGUGGUCCCCGAGUUCCUCGAGCUCUUCCUCGAACGAGCCACAGCGCCCUUCUUCGUCUUCCAAGUGUUCUGCGUCGGCCUGUGGUGUCUGGACGACUUCUGGUACUACUCGCUCUUCACCCUGGUCAUGCUGGUGCUCUUCGAGUGCACCCUGGUGCAGCAGCAGCUGCGCAACAUGGACGAGAUCAGGAAGAUGGGCAACAAGCCCUACCCCAACCUGGUGUACCGCAACAGGAAAUGGCGGAUGGUGCCCACGUCGGAGCUGAUCCCCGGUGACGUCAUAUCGAUAAGCAGGUCUCAGAAGGACAAUCUGAUACCGUGCGACGUGGUGCUGAUCAGGGGGUGUUGUAUUGUGGAUGAGAGCAUGUUGACUGGGGAGAGCGUGCCUCAGAUGAAGGAGGCUAUUGAGCAUUUCGAUCAGAAUAGCGUGCUAGAGCCGGAGGGAGAGGGAAAGUUGCAUGUGCUUUUUGGAGGUACCAAGGUGGUGCAACACACCCCACCCACCAAGGCCACCACAGGGUUGCGUCCCCAAGAUAACGGAUGCGUCGCGUAUGUCUUGAGGACCGGCUUCAACACCUCCCAGGGAAAGCUGCUGCGCACCAUCCUGUUCGGAGUCAAGCGUGUCACCGCCAACAACAAGGAGACAUUCGGAUUCAUAAUGUUUCUUCUGAUCUUCGCUAUUGCUGCUGCUUGGUACGUGUGGACCAAGGGAUCCGAGGACCCCAAUAGGAACAGGUACAAGCUGUUUUUGGAGUGUACUUUGAUUCUCACCUCGGUCAUACCACCGGAGCUGCCGAUAGAGCUGUCUCUGGCGGUGAAUACUUCGUUGGUCGCGUUGUCCAAGCUAGGCGUGUUCUGCACGGAACCCUUCCGCAUCCCGUUCGCCGGCAAAGUCGACAUCUGCUGCUUCGACAAAACGGGCACUCUCACCAGCGACGACCUCGUCGUCGAAGGCGUCGCUCUGGCCCAAAACGACGCCCGAGUGACGCCCGUAGCCGACCUGCCGCUCGACACCGUCCACGUGCUCGCCACGUGCCACUCGCUCGCCCAAUUGGACGACGGUUUAGUGGGGGAUCCCCUGGAGAAGGCGACGCUGACGGCGGUCGAGUGGGGCGUCACCAAAGCGGACGCCGUAGUGCCGAAGAAGGGGCGGUCGCCGGGGAUGAAGAUUUUCCAUCGAUUCCACUUUUCGUCCGUGUUGAAGAGAAUGUCCGUCAUAGCCGGGUACAAUCCGAUGGGAUCCACCGACACCGUUUACCUCUGCACAGCCAAAGGCGCUCCGGAAGUACUGAAGUCCAUGUUCGCGCAAACACCGGAAAAGUACGACGAAGUGUAUCUGGAAUUGUCCCGCAGAGGGGCGAGAGUACUAGCACUAGGUUAUAAGGAGAUGGGCAAACUGUCGACGCAAGAGCUUCGCGAUGCGACGCGAGAAGAAGCCGAGAAAGACCUCAAGUUCGCCGGCUUUGUCAUCAUCUCCUGUCCCCUCAAGGCCGACUCGAAAUCGGUCAUCAAGGAGCUGCAGCACGCGUCGCACAAGUCGGUCAUGAUAACGGGCGACAAUCCCCUGACGGCGUGUCACGUGGCCAAGGAGUUGAAGUUCACGUCGAAGUCCACGCUCAUACUCACCGAGAACGAGGACACCUUCCAUUGGCGCAGCAUAGACGAGACCCGUACGCUGCCUUUGGACUAUGACUACAAGAGGCUCGUCGAAGAGCACGAUCUGUGCGUCACCGGCGACGGUCUGAACCACCUGCGCGACAACUACCACGCCUUUCUCAACCUCAUCCUGCCCCACGUGGCCGUCUUCGCUCGCUUCGCCCCCAAACAGAAGGAGUUCGUCAUCGUCAAGCUCAAGUCUCUGGGCUACACAACCUUAAUGUGCGGCGACGGCACGAACGACGUGGGGGCGCUGAAGCACGCCGACGUCGGCGUCGCCAUCUUAGCGAACGCCCCCGAACGCCUGCCCGACGUCAGGGUACAGAGGGAGCAAGCGGAAAGGGAGCGCGAGAGGGUGCAAAGGGAGUUGCGGGAGGCGGAGAGGAGGGAGGCGGAGAGGAGGGCUGGCAACAGGGCGAAUCACGUGCGAGGAAUGAUGGAGCAGAGAGAUCGGAUGCAGUCGAAAGUUGACAAGAUGAUGAAAGAAAUUGAGGAAGCUGACCGGGCCCAGAUCGUGAAGUUGGGAGAUGCCAGUAUUGCAUCGCCUUUUACCAGUAAACUGUCAUCUAUUAUGUGUGUGUGUCAUAUAAUCAAGCAAGGCAGAUGCACACUCGUCACCACUCUACAAAUGUUCAAGAUCCUCGCGUUGAACGCCCUGAUUUUGGCGUACACCCAGUCGGUUCUCUACUUGGACGGCAUCAAAUUCAGGGAUCUACAAGCGACGUUGCAAGGGCUCCUAUUGGCCGCGUGUUUCUUGUUCAUCUCGAGGUCCAAGCCACUGAAAGUAUUGUCUAAACAGAGGCCGCUGCCGAACAUCUUCAAUUGGUAUACCAUUCUGACGGUGUGCACGCAAUUCGUAGUGCACUUUGUCUGUCUCAUCUUCCUCGUUCAACAAGCCAAACUGAGAGCUCCUGUAGAUGACCCACUUAAUGCCAAUGCGACUGACAAUGCAAUCGAAAUAUCUGAGGAAGAAAAGGAUAAGUUGUUCAAGCCAAACAUAGUAAACAGUACUGUUUAUAUAAUUUCUAUGUCCCUGCAAAUUGCAACGUUCGCCAUCAACUAUAGGGGGAAUCCAUUUAUGGAGAGUCUGAGGCAAAAUAAAGCUUUGUUGUACAGUAUAAUGGGCUCGGGAGGAGUAGUUCUAGCUUUGACGUUAGGAAUUGUGCCUGAACUAUCAGAGCAGUUCGAAAUAAUCGAUUUCCCUCCAGAUUUUCGAAUAAUUUUGCUGCAAGUCCUUUUCGCAGACUUCUUCUUCUCGUUUUUAGUGGACAGGAUAUGUUUGUGGCUAUGUGGUGAAGGAAGUGCGAGGAUAUCAUAGGGAUCAUCCCACCUCUAGAAAAUUGAAGAUUUUAACAGGUUAUUAAUUUAUUUAUUAGGUCAUUCCAAGUAUUCAGAACAAAGAGGAAGGAGAGGAUAUGAUGGAAUCCUCUGUUAUUCACGGUUUUUGUGAAUAUGAAAAAUAAAACAUGUUUUGUACG